This is a messenger RNA of Papaver somniferum (opium poppy), 1113 nucleotides long. RefSeq names its product pentatricopeptide repeat-containing protein At3g22470, mitochondrial-like. The coding region runs from base 1 to 1113 and encodes 370 amino acids. The record is from RefSeq and is a predicted model, not a curated record. The transcript has 5 exons. Gene Ontology annotation, molecular function: protein binding. Lineage: Eukaryota; Viridiplantae; Streptophyta; Magnoliopsida; Ranunculales; Papaveraceae.
AUGGUGGAUAGGGGCCUUGAGCCAAAUGUGGUCAACUACAAUGUGUUAAUCAACGGGUAUUGUAAGAAUCAUAAGUUGGAUGAAGCCGUGCAGCUAUUCGAAAAAAUGAAACAAAAUGGAUUGCGACCAACAGUAGUUACAUACAACAUAUUAUUUGCAGGUCUAUAUGGACAUGGAAGAGUUGGGACAGCAGAAAGUUUGUUUAAUGAGAUGCAAUCUUUUGGUCAAUCUCUAAAUGAAGUUACAUACGCUACCAUGUUGAAUGGUCUUUGUAAGAAUGGAAAUUUGGAGAAGGCAAUAGAAUUGUUUGAAUCCAUGCAGGGUACUCGUAUCUUAGCUAAUAUUAAAAUGUACAAUAUUCUUAUUCAUGACACAUGUCAGGUUGGCCGGUUCGAAGAUGCGAGAAGGCUGUUUAUUGAGAUCCCAAGCAAAGGAUUGGCACCUGAUGUAGUGACAUAUAAUACAAUGAUCAAAGGCCUCUUCCAUAACGAGAAGUCAGUGGAGGCUAACACAUUAAUCAUGGAAAUGGAAGAGAAAGGUUGUUUCCCAAAUGCUAGAUUAUAUGAAACCAUUAUUAAUGGGUUUUUUGAAAGAGACAUGAUUUCCAAAGCAAUGGGAUUUCUUCGCAAGAUGCUAGAAAGAAAAUUUUCACCAAGUGAUUCUGUUAUUGCCUUGCUAAGGGAACAAGGACAAUCUAAAUCUCUAUUAAGUGCAACAUAUUUCCCCAAUGUACGGUUUCUUUACUUGCCACUUUUUGGUGAGCUUGGUAUGGUGGCUGAGGGACAAAAAGCACUAGAAGAGGAUGAAGCUCUUAAUAAGGAAUACCAGAAGAGCACUAGGAUCGAAAGGGAAAUAAGUAGUGGUUUUGCUUCAAGGAUAGCCUACGCUGCUCUUAAGAGAGAAGCAUGGACCGCGACAGAGCACCAAGCCGGGAUGGUGGUAGGGUUUAGUAGGGAUGAUAGUGGUGAUACCCGAGUUCGAGGAAGAGAUUAUGACCGUAGGAGCAGAGAUCAUGACCGCGCCGGGAAUGUGAUAGGGAAUCCGAGCGUUCCCGGAAUCACGAUUCUAGGAGUCGCAGAAGAUCGCGAUCUCCAUGGAGGAGUUGUUCUUUAA